This is a messenger RNA of Phoenix dactylifera (date palm), 1260 nucleotides long. It is a transcript of the gene GRF2, whose product is annotated as general regulatory factor 2. Lineage: Eukaryota; Viridiplantae; Streptophyta; Magnoliopsida; Arecales; Arecaceae. The record is from RefSeq and is a predicted model, not a curated record.
UUUCUUCUUUUGUUUCUUUCUAUCCAUUUCCGUGUUCUUCUUCUCUGAUCGGUGGGCGGCAAUGGCGGGCGAGAGGGAGGAGAACGUGUACAUGGCGAAGCUCGCCGAGCAGGCGGAGCGCUAUGAGGAGAUGGUGGAGUUCAUGGAGAAGGUGACCGCCGCAGCGGCGGCGGCGGAGGGGGAGGAGCUCACCGUGGAGGAGCGCAACCUCCUCUCGGUGGCCUACAAGAACGUCAUCGGCGCCCGACGGGCUUCGUGGCGGAUCGUGUCGUCGAUCGAGCAGAAGGAGGAAAGCCGCGGCAACGAGGACCACGUCGCGGCCAUCCGCGACUACCGUGCCAGGAUCGAGGCCGAGCUCACCAGCAUCUGUUCCGGGAUCCUCAAGCUCCUGGACGCAAGCCUCAUCCCCUCCGCCUCCGUCUCCGACUCCAAGGUCUUCUACCUCAAGAUGAAGGGCGACUACCACCGGUACCUCGCCGAGUUUAAGACCGGCUCCGACCGCAAGGACGCCGCGGAGAGCACUCUUGCUGCCUACAAGUCCGCCCAGGAUAUUGCGGCGGCGGAGCUGGCGCCUACGCACCCGAUCCGGUUGGGGCUGUCCCUCAACUUCUCGGUGUUUUACUAUGAGAUCUUGAACUCGCCGGACCUGGCUUGCACUCUCGCGAAGCAGGCAUUUGAUGAAGCGAUUGCAGAGCUGGAUACGCUUGGUGAGGAAUCGUACAAAGACAGCACUCUUAUCAUGCAGCUCCUCCGAGAUAAUCUUACCCUGUGGACCUCAGACAUGCAGGAUGAUGGGGUAGAUGAGAUCAAAGAAGCACCCAAGCAUGAGGAUGAACAGCAGUAGGUGGUAUUUCAUUGGUUCCUCAUAGCUGAUCAAGGGUCCCCGCUGAUUUGCCCCAUUAGAGAUAUAGAUAUUACUUCUUCUCAUCUGGCCGCUUGAUGUCUUGGCAUUCCAUUCGUCACCUAUCUACUGCCCUGUGAAGUUCCAAAUAUCAUUUUGUUUGUGUUUUUGGUUUAUCUUGCUCUCUCUGCUUUUCCUCUUAAAUUUGAAUCUUUUGCUUUUGCCUGUUCCUUUUAUCAUCAUUAGGUUUGCUGCUGUUGGGUUUGAAUUUGAAAAUGCCAGACUCUGAUAUGUUGGCCGUCGAAGCCCCCUCUUUUAUGGUAUACAAUGGCUUUCCUGGAUGAUAUGUAAUGACAGACUUCAUCUCAUGUUAUUUACAGAAAUAGCUUAUGUACAAUUAUGUGCCUGCUUUUGUUAUU